Messenger RNA from Leguminivora glycinivorella, 1890 nucleotides. Its product is annotated as cuticle protein 7-like. The transcript has 5 exons. NCBI's taxonomy places the organism in Eukaryota, Metazoa, Arthropoda, Insecta, Lepidoptera, Tortricidae. Gene Ontology annotation, cellular component: extracellular matrix. Bases 1 to 573 code for a protein of 190 amino acids. The record is from RefSeq and is a predicted model, not a curated record.
AUGGUUGUGUUGGUGGUGAUCCUGUUGAACGGGUGGCUGUUCAGCAAAGGGUCUACAGUGGCCAUGCUGCAGCAUGCCACGUCAUCGCAGAGCAUCGUGUUCCACCAGCCGCAGGCGCUGCCCCCCACAACCACACCAAUACCUGCUUUAGACCAGUACAGCAGAACUCAACCAAAAUACGAGUACAAGUAUGAGGUGUCAGACCACCAAACGGGCGACAGAAAGAGCCACUGGGAGCGACGUGAGGGCGACAAAGUGCGCGGCGCGUACUCCUUGUACGAACCCGAUGGUGCGCUACGCACCGUCGAAUACACCGCCGACGCGGUUAAUGGAUUUAACGCCGUCGUGCGUCGCGAAGAGCCUCACCAGCAGAGCAAGCUGCAGCACCCUCGGCUGCCCGAGUCCCGGAGCCGAGCCCUGGCCAGCCGGGACUACCUCGACAGCCCGCAGUACCUCCCCGACAAGAGCCCGCCCACCAGCCCGCGGUACGGGCCCAGCGCCAACUCCAACGUGGGAUAUAGUGUCAACCAUGUCGCUGGGCUACAAGGCCCUGAAGAGAGUUAUAAUUACUAGUUCACUUACGAGUAAGAACGGCUUAAUAGCGGAUGCCAGUGUAUGUAUGUAUGUACAGUCAGCAUUAGUAGUAGCGGUUGCAACAACGCAGCAAAUAUAUCUGCUCUCCUAAAAUUAUUUUCCAUAUACAAUAGCCAAUCAUAUUCGUCAGUAGAAAUAGGCGCCUAAUUCAAAUUUUCUAUGGGACGACAACUAUUUACGCCUAAGGAUGUUGGAUGACAUCCUUUUUAAGGUUAGGUAAGAAAAAGGUACAAAAGGAUCCCUUAUGGUGCGACUCUGUUCGUCUGUCUGUCUGUCACAGUACUAAAUAUCUCGAGGACUUAUCCUAUCGAUUUUUUAUUAUUUGCCCGUAUUUACUAGGUACUGACAGAAAUGGUUUGAAAGAUUCUCAGUAGGUGCAUGUCUACAGUUCGUGUUCAUUGGUAUGCUGAUAAAUAGUCUGUUACUUUUUAUGUUGCCUGUACACUAUACUGAAACCGAAAAAUGAAUAUAGAAUUAAAGCUACUAGAUAAGUAUUUAUUCUUGAAGUGUCAUGUUGAGUGUCGUUGUAAAUAAUAGCAACAUUUAAAAACGCCUUAUAUUUAAUUGACUGGGACUUAACAGGCCGUAUAUUAAUGACAUGUAUAUAGAUUAGGGAACGAACGUUUUAGUUAAAAUAAAACUGGGAAUAAGAAUGGUAAAAUCAAAGUUUUCUUUCAACUUUACGUAGAUUCAACUCUUACCUUGGUUAUAAGAUGUACAUAUUAUUAACACGUUAGAAAUACCUAUUUCAGUAGGUAAGAAUAAUGUGUACCUUACAGCUGAUGUAUAGCUGAUGGAUAAGCAAAAGGUGUCAUUAAACAAAUGUGGCAAGUUAUUUUUUUUUAAUCCUUUGCUAGAAACACUAGGUUAAAAUGAUUCGAUUUGAUGAUGAUUUCGAAUUAUGAAACUGGUUUGUUUACAUAUUCAUCCAUUCUCUUGAUACCUACUUCAAAAACGAAUGACAAAGUUGCAUUUAAUCUUAAAAAUUAUGUUAAAAUAUUGAUGAAUUUGAUUUAGUUUGUGUUUUAUAGUUAAUAAUUUGGUCGUGUUGGCGUCGUAGUGGUGACAAAAUUGUUUUCACACGUGCCUUGAAAUCCUCGCAACGCUCUAGAUUCCACAUUCUGAACCACUCACGUGCGGUAAAACUUGUAAAACCAGUAAUUAAAAACUAGGUACAUACUACUUGUAUAUUCAAAAUUCGUUUUAUGAUCCUUUGCCUACGGAACGUAGCAAUGUUAGAAUGAUUUGUAUUUUUGCUAUUCAAAACGCAAUGACAACAAAUAUAUCAAAGAAACC